Molecule: messenger RNA, 4291 nt
Organism: Solea solea (common sole)
Lineage: Eukaryota; Metazoa; Chordata; Actinopteri; Pleuronectiformes; Soleidae
Product: kinesin-like protein KIF27
Exons: 14
Coding region: 261-3965 (1234 amino acids)
Biological process (GO): mitotic spindle organization; microtubule-based movement
Molecular function (GO): microtubule motor activity; ATP binding; microtubule binding
Source: RefSeq, a predicted model, not a curated record
CCUCAAGUCACCGGCCUCUCCUGAAGCACCCAGCCCAGCCGCUGCGGCGGUUUCCUCGGCAACCGAAGAGCAACAACACACCGGAGAGUUCCGUCACUGGAUACUUUCGACCAUAAUGUACACACACGAGGACUGCAUCAGGUGUUUUGUGUGUGUAAACUGUCGGGUUUUAACCAAAACUACUUCAAGUUUCACCUGUAUACGUGGUGCUGAGACACCGGAGAAGAACCACAACUAGCAUUUACUUUGAACUCAGCGGGAUGAGCGAGGUUUUUGUCCGGGUGGCGGUCCGCAUCCGCCCGCUGCUCCCUAAAGAGAAGCUCCACAAACACCAGGAGUGUGUGCAGUUGGUGCCGGGCUCCUCACAGGUGAUGUUCGGCUCAGACAGACUCUUCUCCUUCGACCACGGGUUUGGACCAACGGUUGGCCAGGAUGAAGUGUACACGUCCUGCGUCCAGCCGUUAGUGCAGUACCUUGUCACUGGCUACAAUGCCACCAUUUUCUGCUAUGGACAAACCGGUUCAGGGAAAACAUACACACUGGAAGGAGGGAGUGUUGACGAAGACGGAGGAAUUAUUGACCGCGUGGCCCAGGAUUUGUUCUUGUCAUUGGAGGAGAAGAAAAAGAACAAGAGCAGCGAUGGUUUGGAGGCCACAGUGUCGGUGUCAUGUAUGGAGCUGUACAGAGAGGAGCUGCGUGACCUGCUGGAGCAGCCAAACGUUCACAAAGUCUUUCAUAUCAGAGAGGACGAUAAGGGCAACACAGUGGUGAUGGGAGCACGGGAAAUGGUCGUAACGUCAGCAGAAGAGCUUCUCGGCGUUCUACAGACAGGCAGAGCUCUGCGCCACAUCGCCAGCACGGGGAUGAACGAGCGCUCCAGCCGCUCUCACACUAUCAUCACUCUCAAGGUCGCCCAGUGUUGCCACAAUGACAACUCCCCCUUAAAGUCUGUCCGCACCUCCAAACUCUGCCUGGUCGACCUGGCGGGCUCGGAGCGUGCCGGAAAAACUGGCAACACUGGAGUGAGGUUCCAAGAGUCUGUGCGGAUCAACACUGGCCUGCUUGCACUCAGUAAAGUGAUCAGUGCCCUAUCUGAGCAGGGUCGCACAGGGCAGAGCCAACAUAUCCCGUACCGUGAUGCCAAGAUCACCCGGCUCCUCCGCGAUGCACUGGGAGGCACUGCACAUACGCUGAUGGUGGUCUGUGUCAGCCCCUCUCACCACAGCGCCGACGAGACUCUGGGUGCUCUGCAGUUCGCGACCAAGGCCCGUCACAUUCGCAACAGUCCCAGGGCAACGUGCACGGAGGUCAAAUCGUGUAGCGUUGCUCGGUUAGCAGAGCUCGAGUUUGAAGUACAGACACUGAGAGAGCUACUGAAAGAGAAAGAGAUGGAGAUGCAAAAGGAGAGGGCAGGUGGAAGAGGACUAGAGGAGGAGAGCUUGAGACUCUACAAAGUCUUAUCACAGGAAGCUGCAGCGCUGCUCGCAGAUGUUUCACCUUCUCUGAGUGAUUCUCUCAGGCAGCGGCUGCAGGAAUGGCAGGAGAAACUGGCCGUUGUCAAUAACACUCAACAAAUCGAUAACAAGGAUGAUUCACAGAGGGAUGGAGACCAGCCUGACCAUGUUACAGUAUUAAAGCUGAGAGAAGAGCUCAAUAAAUGCCAGGAAGUGCUUAACCAACAGGAGCAGCUUCUGGAGCAGAAAGAUGCAGAACUGAGACAGCGACGAAAAGAUGCUGAGAAACACCUUCAAGAGAGCAAAUUCAACCUUGAAGCCUUAGAGCAGGAAAAGAAGCGUAAUCGUCUACAGACUGAACAACUGGUGGAGCAGCAGCUUCUGAAUGAUCGUCUGCGCAAAGACAUCAUGACUUCACAGAGUGCAGCAGCUGGGGCCACGGUGGAAGCAGAAGAUUCUGAGAAGUCAAGAAAAAGGCCCCACAGUGUCCCUCUGAUCAGAGACAUCAGUGGAGACCAGCAGCCCAGGAAGAUUCACACCAGUCCCCCUACAUAUUCCCUUGAGAGAGUGAUGGCAGCCUUUAAGGUGCAGAGGAAGCGCCUUCUGGCUGAGCUCGAUGAGAAGGAUGAGGUGAUCCGUCCAUUCGUAAGACAACAAGCAGAGAGCAAACCCGGGGUUCAAGGGAACAGCGAGGAAGAUGGAGACCUCGUGAAAAACAUGGCAUUUAACCGUUCUUUAACCCGAACAUGGACUGUCUCACAGAAGAACAGGAAUCCAUCAGUGCAAUCUCUGGGACUAACAGGGACUGAGGGGAACCUUGCCAGACUUCGGCCCAGUGUCACUCAGAGAAUAAUCCAAGAUCUGUCAGUAAACAUUCAUAUGAAGGAGGAGCUCAUCACAGAGCUGGACAAAACUGACAAGACGUUCCAGGCGGUGGACAGACACGGUAGGACCAGUGGAGAUGACGGAGACCCUGGGUUAUUGGGAGAACUUUUCGUGCAGAACCGGAAGAUUCGGAAAGAUCAGUAUCGAAGCCUUCAACACAUGAGGCAGGAGAGAGACCAGCUUCAGUUCAGCCUCAGUCUGCGGAGACAGAAAACUGACCUCAAAGAUCUUAGCCAGAGUGAGGUGCAUGAGAGCAGUUGGUUGGAGCAGCAGGAGGAGCAGGUGCUGCAGAGGAGAGCAGAGCUGCUGGAUCUGCAGGAAGAGAUGAGGAGCAGAGAGGAGGUGGUGCUGCGCAGAGAGGCCUGUCUGCAGGAGAAAAACAAACUGCAGGUCAAGAUAUUACGAUCCAGUCAGGCUCUGAGUCAGAACCUGCUGCGAGUGUCAAUGCAGUUGAAGUCUGUGGAGGAGCAUCUGCAGAGCAGCACCAAUGGAGGAGUCACCACAGAGGAACUGGAGAAAGAGAGAGACAUGCUUAAAAAGAGGAAAGACACUCUGGAUGCGCAGCUGAAGGGAAACAGAGUACUUACAGCUGAGGAGGAAUAUCACCUGCUCCAGCUGGACGAAGCUGUUGAGGCUCUCGAUGGAGCCCUGGAGUUUAAAAACCAGUUUAUCGAGGACAAACAGAACAAGCUGUUGGUCACUGAACCUUCUCGUGUCUGUGAUGUCAUCAGGAAGCUAAAGGAGCUCUCGCCACCAGAGGCUUCAGAGCUACUUGUCAAAUAUUUCAACAAGGUUGUUUGUCUUCGUGAGAAAGAGCACCAUUCACGUUUGCAUAGUGAAGAGCUGGAGCUUCGAGUUGGAGAGCUAGAGGCAGCGUUGGGGGACAUGGAGGCCACCAUGCAGCACCUGGCCCUGGAGGCUGACCGCAGGUUCAUAAACCAGUGCAAGGAUUACCAGAGAAACAUUGAGCUAGUGUCGCUAAAACUUCAAGAAGAGAGUUCAGGGCAGCAACAGGAGGCCAUCCCAGAAAGACUGCAGCAUCUGGAGAAAGAACUGUUUUUCUACAAAAGCUACAGCCGGCAGCUCAAACAAAAGCUCAAAGCACUUGGCAGUGGCGCCCAGCAGCCUGAUAAUCAGCUCUCACAUGAACAGGAGCACAGACAAACACACAGUAGGCAGAAACAGACAAACACAAACAUAAACGCUGAAAAGGUACAAACACAGAAACAUGUUGCAACAACACACACAAAGAUAUAUACUAAGCAAACAGACCACAUGAUACAGAAUGAUUCCCCUGUCAAGAGAUGUGUACAACAAACCUCAUGUCCCUCCUUAUCCUCUGACCUUCAAGCACACAACAACACCAACAUGUCAGAGUACAACCUGAUUCAAACAUGCACACAGUCCCAGGGUGGGAAUGCAAGAAUGACUGGUGAAUGUGGACAAAGUUUAGCGAUGACACCAGUCCGUUUGUGCCGCAGACAACUGAGACAGAUCUCUGCAACUGACCUGCAGGUCUCUGGUUUUUCCACAGGGAGGCACAAGUCUGAUGUGGACAAAAGUACAGAGUCAAUAUUAGAGGACUCCCUAGAGCUGCAGAGAAAACCAGACAAUCCUACAUUCUGAUUAUUUUCAUUUUGCACAAUGUGAUCCUUUUCAAUUUCAACCAGUUUCAUCCACUUAGCUGAUCCCUCUCCUUUUACAUAGACUAUUAGUUGAAAAGCUACUGUAUCUUAGAGAAAACAUGGUAAUGUUUGCCAGUCAACUGUAGAGCUCUUCCAUGUGAGUGGGGAAAGGUUCAACACCUUAAUGUGUGACAAUGUUUAGCACUUAAAGCGGCCGGUAGAUUUUCUGUGUGCUGUGUUUCUAUGCACUUUUUUUUUUUACACUGUGUGCACUACGUUCAGUUAGCUAAACUGUGUGUUGAUUGAUGUUUAAAUUAUUUUACAAAG